UUUGGUUUUGUGUUAUGAGACUCCUUGAUUCCUUCUUCUGAGUAGGUGAGUCUCUGGUAGGCUUGGCGUGCUGUGCUGCCCUUUCUCUGGACUCUCUAUUUCAGUGACUUCAUUCUUUCCAGAGCUCUUACACAGUUAUCUGGUCUGCCUCAUUCUCCUGUUCCAAUUGGAACUCUACAAAUCUCCAAGGAUGCCACCUAUGCUGCACGAAAUGCUUCUCUUGGGUACACUGUCUGUGCUGGUGAUAGGUUCUGGGUGGGGUACAUAGAUAUAGCCCUCACUCCACUCUGUGAAAGACAGGCCACCUGUCUGGUGGCAGGGUCUGGGUGAGGCUCUCCUUCAGUGGUUAUCAGUAUGGGAGGAAACCACCCCAGCCUCUUGUUCAUGUCUGGUGGUGCUCAGGACCAGCAAGGACAUUGACUGCUCUGCCACAGACGGAGACGUAGAGCUGCUGAUGUGCCGUGGAGAGGCUCUUACUGUAUGCAUCGGACACAGGCUAAUGGUUCUCUUACAUCUAUAAAAUUGGCUCUGGGACGAGAUCUCCUUUAUCGCUGCAGCUGAGGCUCUGGACUUCGUGCGGCCAUGAGGACAACGCUCUGGCCUCUGAGUUUAGGGUCUCUUCUCACUCUCGGGGCAGCUCUCACUGGCACAUCAUCUGAAGGUGACCAAGGCAAUCUGAGGCUGGCACACAGACAGAGCACAUGUGACGGAGUGGUGCUGGUUCGACACCAAGGGGAAUGGGGUCACCUGUGCAACCUGGAGUGGACACUGGCAGAGGCCUCUGUGGUGUGUAGACAGCUGGGCUGUGGCCCUGCUGUGGGUGCUCCCAAAUAUGUACCCCUGCCUGGAGAGAUGGUCCGGCCCUGGCUGCACAAUGUAUCCUGUUGGGGCAAUGAGUCCUCUCUCUGGGAGUGUAGCCUUGGGGCAUGGAGUCAGCGUGCUUGCCCCCAUGAGUGGGUGGUGGUGGCUCUCUGUGCAAAUGGCACCUUCCGGGAGAUCCGGCUGGUGAAGGGCCACAGUCCCUGUGCAGGACUCCCUGAGAUCAUGAAUGUGAAUGGGGUGGACCGCCUCUGUGGCCUGCAUGUGGAGGAGGCCACAGUGUUUUGCCGUGAGCUGCAGUGUGGCCAUGCACUCCAGGCCCCCCGUCAAGAUGUGGGCGUCAGUAAGUACAUGACCUGCAAGGGCACCGAGUCCACCAUCCGCAACUGCAGACUCAACAACAAGCUACGCGGUGGCUGCAACCUGCUGCUGGAUGCAGAAGUCAUCUGCUCAGGACACGUGGAGGCCCGGCUAGUGGGUGGAGAACAUUCCUGUGCUGGACGCCUGGAGGUUCUUCGGGGACUGACCUGGGGUACCAUCUGCCAUGCUGAUCUGGACUUGCCCACAGCCCAUGUGGUGUGCCGGGAGUUAGGGUGUGGUAUAGCUGUGUCUACACUUGGGGGUGCUCAGUUUGGCCAGGGCUCAGGACCUGUGUGGCUAGAAGCCUUCCGCUGUGUGGGGAAUGAAUCGCUGCUAUUCCACUGCCCCCGGGAGCCCGGUCACCACUGUGGCCACGAGCAGGAUGCUGCACUCACCUGCUCAGAGUUCCGGCUGGUCAAUGGCAGCAGUGACUGUGAAGGCCGUGUGGAACUCCAAGUGCAAGGGACCUGGGCACCUGUCUGUGCUGCCAACUGGGACCUAGCAGAUGCCAUGGUUCUCUGUCACCAACUCAACUGUGGCAAUGCAGUAUCUGUACCUCCAGGAGGACAUUUUGGUGAUGGGGAUGAUCUCAUCUGGCCAGACAUAUUUCAUUGUGUGGGGACAGAGCCUCAUUUGCUUCACUGUGCAGCAAGCACCCUGGGGGCCCAUGGUUGUGUCCUGGGGAAUACAGCUUCUACCAUCUGUUCAGGACUCCAAGACAUCCUGCGGCUGAGAGAUGGACAGAGCUACUGUGAUGGCCGUGUAGAGAUUUCCCUGGAUGGUUCAUGGGGCCGCGUAUUGGAUGACGCCUGGGACCUGCAUGGCGCCAGCGUGGUGUGCCGGCAGCUAGGGUGUGGAGAGGCACAGCGAGCCUAUGAUGCUCCAGCUCCUAUUUUCAGGAGAGUCCCUGUGGGGCUGAGCCAGGUGCGCUGCCUGGGCUCUGAGACUCGCCUGGUGCAUUGCAAUGUUUCUACGUCCCUGCUGGUGCCUGCUGGGACCUUGCGUGACGCAGGAGUGGUGUGCUCCGGGAGCCUGCGCGUGAGGCUGGCUGCGGGCCCAGGUCGAUGUGCUGGGCGUGUGGAGUUAUUCUAUCAGGGCUCCUGGGGCACUGUGUGUGAUGAUGCCUGGGACCUACAGGAUGCACAAGUGGUCUGUAGGCAGCUGGACUGUGGCCACGCCCUCAGUGCUCCCCGGAAUGCUCACUUUGGGGCGGGGACUGGGCACAUCUGGAUGGAUGAGCUGCACUGCUUGGGAAAUGAGUCUUCGUUGUGGAAGUGCCAGUCAGGAAGCUGGGGCCAACAUGACUGCAGACACAAGGAGGAUGCUGGAGUGUUCUGCUCAGAAUCUGUGGCUCUGAGGCUUCGAGGUGGCACUAGUGGCUGCGUUGGAUGGCUGGACGUGCUCUACAAUGGGUCCUGGGGUGCUGUGUGCAGCAAUGCACUCAGAGACAUCUCCUUGAGCAUCAUCUGCAGACAGCUGGGAUGUGGGGACCAGGGCUGGCUGGAGAACAGGCCUUCUUCUGGAGCUGGCCUGGGAAUCUCCUGGGUGGAUAAUAUCAAGUGUCGAAAUCUACACAAUGCCACCCUGUGGCAAUGCCCUUCUGCCCCAUGGAACCCGCACUCCUGCACCCAGGAGGAGGAGGUCUGGAUUAACUGUGAAGGAACACCACAGAUAGCUCUCCAGGACCCUGCACAGACCCCAAACUGCUCUUCUCCAUUUGGCUGCCUAGAGAACAGUGUUCUGCGUGUGCUUGGGGGUGAGGAUGGCUGUUCCGGGCGUGUGGAGCUCUGGCACGCAGGCUCAUGGGGCACAGUGUGUGACGACUCCUGGGACCUGGUGGAUGCCGAGGUUGUGUGCCGGCAACUGGGCUGCGGCCAGGCCUUGGCUGCUUUAGGAGAGGCUUCCUUUGGCCCUGGUGUGGGGCCUGUGUGGCUGGAUGAGGUCGAGUGCCUUGGCAGUGAGGUGACCCUGGAGGCCUGCCAGGCUGAGCCCUGGGGACAUGGAGACUGCACGCACAAGGAGGAUGCAGGUGUUCGCUGUGCGGGUGUCUCCACGACCACUGCAUUGUUGAAGGCACAGCCGUCUCUAUGCCCUACAGCUCCUUCCCUGACCCCUCCAUCGGUUGCCGAGGUCUGGAAACUGUCGGAGAUUGCCUGCUUGGUGCUUGGCUGCCUUCUGGGCAUUGUCUUCCUGGUUAUGAUUGCUCAGUGGUGCCACAUCAGAGAUGCUAGCAUGGGUGCUGGCAUGUUGGGGCAUCUACAGUCAGAAGGUAUCUAUGAGGACAUUGAAGUUGACCCUGUGCCAAAGAAGGAGGAGAACACAGUAUCCAGGCUACUGAUGCUGGAAGAGGGUUAUGAUGAUGCUGAAGAGCCUGAGGAUCAGCCCACAGAGAAUGACGAGUAGAAUAGGCACGUCUGAGCUUGGUAGCUAUGUCCCUUUGUGUCCAGAGAUCCAUCAUACUCUUGCUUCAUUGCUUCCUGAUGGUGGCUGUGCUUGCAUUUAAAGGACUGAACAGCUACUUAUUCGUUACGCUGACCCCUGCUCUUACACUGGUCCUGGACACUGGGCUAUGUCUCCAUCCUUUCAAGGCUAGUCUUUAGAGUCCUCAACUGAAUAGGCACAAGGUCAGGGGAGCCCUUGCUGUUCCCUUGGCUCCUUUAUGAGCUGCACACUACGCCCUUUUAUAACCUUGCUGAUGGCGGCUGUAGGAGGGACUCUGGGUAGACAGUGAGGGAGGAGAGGUGGAUGAUGUGAGUAGCAAACUGUCACCUGAGUCAUUGUCUCAUCACCUAAUCCCUACAGUCAAUCCCUUUGUGGCUUUGAUUUUCAGUAGAAAAUCUAGAGUGGGUGAUGUCUGUGAAAUGUUUGAUAAUUACAGUGAGUGUUUCUUCUCCUAAACAGGCAGUCGGGAGUCUUUGCAGCUCAGUGCUGAGGCUGGGAAGGAAGACUAUGGUAGUUCCUGUCCUGACACUUGAUGCCUUUGCUGACCUUAGGGGUCACAAGACUAUCCUAUUCCUGGGAGACUAAGGACUAGCCCUCUUUUAUUAAGUAAAUGUUAUUAAACUUUGAAUUCACAGUUCAA
Messenger RNA from Mus musculus (house mouse), 4261 nucleotides. RefSeq names its product scavenger receptor family member expressed on T cells 1 (gene Scart1). Gene Ontology annotation, biological process: vesicle-mediated transport. The transcript is spliced from 13 exons. The record is from RefSeq and is a predicted model, not a curated record. NCBI's taxonomy places the organism in Eukaryota, Metazoa, Chordata, Mammalia, Rodentia, Muridae. Gene Ontology annotation, cellular component: membrane. Bases 583 to 3582 code for a protein of 999 amino acids.